Messenger RNA from Pyrgilauda ruficollis (rufous-necked snowfinch), 2148 nucleotides. RefSeq names its product uridine monophosphate synthetase (gene UMPS). NCBI's taxonomy places the organism in Eukaryota, Metazoa, Chordata, Aves, Passeriformes, Passeridae. Gene Ontology annotation, molecular function: orotidine-5'-phosphate decarboxylase activity; orotate phosphoribosyltransferase activity. Gene Ontology annotation, biological process: 'de novo' UMP biosynthetic process; 'de novo' pyrimidine nucleobase biosynthetic process. The record is from RefSeq and is a predicted model, not a curated record. The transcript has 6 exons. Bases 60 to 1562 code for a protein of 500 amino acids.
GGAUUCCCGGCGCAGGGAGGGGACGCGGGGCGGCCACACCGCCUCCCGUGUGCCACACGAUGUCCCCGCCCCGCGCGCCUCCCGCUCUGCAUCAUCUCGGUGCGCCGGGCCCGGCGAUGGCGGCGGGGCCUGCGGGGGCCGUGGCGGCGGCGCUGAGCGGGGCGGGCGCGCUGCGCUUCGGGCACUUCGUGCUGAAGAGCGGCCGCUCCUCCCCCGUGUACAUCGACCUGCGCGGCCUCGUGUCCCACCCGCGCCUCCUCCGGCAGGUUGCAGGACUUCUUUUCCAGGCAGCCCAAGAUGCGGGUCUGCAGUACGACUGUGUGUGCGGCGUUCCGUACACGGCGCUGCCGCUGGCCGCCAUCAUCUGCUCGGAAAAUCAGGUUCCGAUGCUCAUACGGAGGAAGGAGGGAAAAGAUUACGGUACCAAGCGGAUGGUAGAAGGCACCAUUAAUCCAGGAGAGACAUGCCUGAUCAUUGAGGAUGUGGUAACAAGUGGAUCCAGUGUGCUGGAAACUGCAGAAGCUCUGCAGAAAGAAGGAUUAAAAGUCACAGAUGCCAUAGUGCUGUUGGACAGGGAGCAGGGUGGGAAGGCCAGGCUAGAGGAACGUGGAAUUCACCUGCACUCUGUGUGCACCUUGUCUGGAGUGCUGGAGAUUCUCCAGCAGCAGGGAGAAGUGGCUGCUGAGAUGGUGGAAAAGGUGAAGAAGUUCAUUGAGGGAAAUGUGUUUGAGGCAGUGGCUCAGAAUGGUGCUGCUCCUGUGAAGAGACUCUGCAAGGAGCUGAGCUUCAGCGCUCGUGCCCAGCUGCCAGGGCUGCAUCCUAUUGCAGCCAGGCUUCUCAUGCUCAUGGAAAAGAAGCAAACAAACUUGUGCCUUUCUGCUGAUGUCACCAGUCCCAAGGAGCUGCUGCAGCUAGCUGCCACCCUGGGCCCCAGCAUCUGCAUCCUGAAGACUCACAUAGACAUCCUGAAUGAUUUCACCCAAGAGGUAGUAAAGGAGUUGAGAACGCUCGCAGAUCAACAUGAAUUCCUGAUUUUUGAAGACAGGAAAUUUGCAGAUAUUGGAAACACGGUGAAACACCAGUAUGAAGGUGGCGUGUUCAGGAUCGCGUCCUGGGCGGACAUCGUCAAUGCCCACGUGGUUCCAGGCUCUGGAGUUGUGAAAGGGCUGAAGGAAGUGGGUCUUCCUCUCCAGCGUGGCUGCCUCCUGGUUGCAGAGAUGAGUUCCCAGGGGUCCCUUGCAACGGGUGAAUACACAAAAGCUGCAGUACAGAUGGCUGAAGAGAACUCAGAUUUUGUUUUUGGAUUCAUAUGUGGAUCUAGAGUUAGUAAUAAACCAGAAUUUCUUCACUUAACCCCAGGAGUGCAGCUGCAAACUGGAGGGGAUAACCUUGGACAGAAGUACCUAAGCCCCAAGGAAGUUAUUGGUGAAAAAGGCUCAGAUAUCAUUAUUGUGGGACGUGGCAUCUUGGCAGCUUCAGACCGUCUCCAAGAAGCAGAGAAGUACAGGAAGGCAGCGUGGGAGAGCUACGUGAGCAGGCUUGGUGCUCCAGCAGAAGACUGAAAACCACACACUGUCCUAGCCAGUGUAAGCAAAGCUGAUGGAGCUGCAGCCCUCAUGAGGGGUCCAGUUAAAUACAUGGACACUUCAUCCUGUAGAAAACUGCCCUUUUGGAGAAAAAUCUAUUACAAAGUUGUUUUAAUUGUACACACGGGUCAAAUUGUGCUUGCCAUUGUUGCUCUUUGAUACUUGAAUGUAAGAACCCAGAACUUCAUGCCAAAUUUUUAGCCUUAGUGGGAUUUCUUGUUUGAAAAACAUUGCACAAAACACCCCAAGGGUAUUUUUUUGGCUGUUGUUGCCUUCGUCUCUUUUCCCCACCCUCAAAUUCUUUCUGGCCGUGGAAAUGGUAUUUAGUUACAUCCUUAAUAAACUUCACCUGCACACUUGAUGUGCUGCCCCACCUUCAUGGGGUUAUUCAGCUCUCCUGUUUCCAAACGAGCAAAUGCAGGUUUUAAUGCUAUACUGUGAAAUUGAAUUAUCUGGUGUUUAAUAAAUUCUUUUUUGCUACCAUUUUCCUUUUUCAAUGGCUCUAUAUGUCUUUGUUCUGUGGCAGAAAUAUUAUAAAAAGUCAUCCUGGUGUGUCUGUGAC